Plasmodium fragile is the source of this 855-nucleotide messenger RNA. RefSeq lists its product as uncharacterized. Bases 1 to 855 code for a protein of 284 amino acids. The record is from RefSeq and is a predicted model, not a curated record. The transcript has a single exon. Gene Ontology annotation, molecular function: NAD+ binding. Lineage: Eukaryota; Apicomplexa; Aconoidasida; Haemosporida; Plasmodiidae.
AUGGGUAACUUAAUGAUAUUCUUCCGGAAGAAGAUGACAAAGAGCAUCACGCUGGAGGACCUGGUUUCCAUGAUAAAGGAAUGCACUUAUGUAGUAGCCCUAACAGGUUCAGGCACCUCCGCCGAAAGUAACGUCCCCAGUUUCCGUGGCGCCAACAGUUCCAUAUGGACUAAAUAUGACCCAAAAAUAUAUGGUACCAUUUGGGGGUUCUGGAAAUCACCAGAAAAAAUUUGGGAAGUCAUUAGAGAUAUCUCAUCAGAUUAUGAAGUCGAAUUGAAUCCAGGACAUACGGCUUUGUCCACAUUAGAAAAUCUAGGAUACUUAAAAACAGUGAUUACACAAAACAUUGAUGGGCUCCAUGAGGAGAGUGGAAAUUCGCGAGUUAUUCCUUUGCAUGGAAGUGUUUUUGAAGCUCGCUGCUGUACAUGCAGGGAGACAAUUCAAUUGAAUAAAAUUAUGCUACAAAAAACUUCUCACUUUAUGCACCAGCUACCUCCAGAGUGUCCUUGUGGAGGAAUAUUUAAACCUAACGUCGUUCUUUUUGGCGAAGUCAUUCCCAAGGCCCUUUUGAAACAAGCCCACAAGGAGAUAAAGCAAUGUGACCUUCUUUUGGUUAUCGGCACUUCAUCCUCCGUGUCCACCGCCACCAACUUGUGUUACUAUGCUCAUAAGAAGAAGAAAAAAAUUGUAGAGGUUAAUAUAGCCGAUACGUACAUCACGAACCGCUUGUCCGACUACCACGUGCGCGCCAAGUUCAGCGAGUUGCUGGCUGUCUCCGACCUCCUCAAGGGGCAGCAGGCCGCGCAGGGGGGUGGAUCGCCUGAUCGGGAAGCGGAUAAUGGGGAAAGCGACUGA